AAACGUCUUAUUAACUAGCUAUAUAUCAUACACUCUCUAUCUAUCUAUAUAUACAAAGUCGACAUUCCACAAAAUUAAAGUUAAUCCCAUUCACUAUAUAAUAUAUUACAUAGAAAGAAAAAUAUAUAGCUAUAUUUUACCUUAUUUUUACAAUGGAAUUGGGAGAUAUUCCUAAAUAUUUUGCAGGAAAGACCAUCUUAGUUACAGGUGCAACGGGAUUCCUAGGAAAAGUUUUUCUGGAGAAGAUAUUAAGGGUUCAACCAAACAUAAAAAAGUUAUACCUUCUUGUGAGAUCAUCAAAUACUCAUUUAGCUACUCAACGCUUACACUUUGAGGUCUUUAAGAAAGACUUGUUCAGGUUGCAAAGAGAUGAGAAGGGUGAGAAUUUUGGUACUUUCAUAUCCGAGAAAGUUGUUGUUGUUGUUGGAGAUGUGUCUCUUGAGAUGUUGGGAGUAAAAGAUGCAAAGAUGAGAGAGGACAUGUUGAAAGAGAUAAAUAUAAUAGUACAUUCCGCUGCCACCACCAGAUUUGAUGAGAGAUUUGAUAUUGCAAUGGCCACAAAUACAAUGGGAGCUUUCAAUGUGUUGAGUUUUGCAAAAAACUGUCUCAAGCUAGAGAUUCUUUUACAUGUAUCUACGGCUUAUGUGUAUGGGCAGAUGAAAGGACUUAUUAGUGAGAAACCCUUCUUUAUGGGUCAGACACUCAAAGGCUCGUCAACAUUGGACAUUGAAUUAGAAAAGAAGUUGAUAGAGAACAAAUUAAGUGAACUCGAAGCACAAAAGGCCGAUGAACAGACAAUCGACAUGGUUAUGAAAAAGUUUGGAAUUGUAAGGGCAAAUUUGCAUGGAUGGCCAAAUACCUAUGCAUUUACAAAAGCAAUGGGAGAGAUGCUUGUAGCAAAUAUGAAAGAUCUACCUUUGAUUAUUAUACGUCCAACUGUCGUAACUAGCACUCACUUUGAACCAUUUCCAGGUUGGGUCGAUGAUGUGAGAGCUCUUAACUUCAUUAUUGAUGGGUACGGUAAGGGAAUAAUAAGGAGCUUUGUUGGUGUUCCGGAGACUGUAUUAGAUAUUAUACCCGUGGAUAUGGUGGUAAAUUCCAUGAUAGUAGCAAUGGUGGCUCGUUCUAAGAAUCUUUGCACGAAUUUGAUCUACAAUAUUAGUUCUUCAUUGAGAAAUCCAAUCAACUUUUCUGAUGUUCUAGAUAACACGUAUUGCUAUUUUACAAAAAAUCCAUGGAUAAAUAAAAAUGGAAAACCGGUACUUAUUGCAAAAAAGAUGGCAUUAUUCUCUACAAGUAUGGAUGAGUUUGACCCAAACAAGGGAUCAAAGAUGGAGUCAGCGAUAGAACUCUUUAGACCUUACACUAUCUUUGAGGGCAUCUUUGACGAUCAGAAUGUAGAAAAUUUACGGAUGGUAGCAAAGAGAGCUAUUGAUGAGGGAUUUGACUUUGAUCCUAGAAAUAUUAAUUGGAAGAAUUACUUGAUGAAUGUCUAUAUUCCAGGUGUAAUGAAAUACUCUAUGCGAAGUAAGAUGUAAUAUGGAGCAAGAGUAUCCCUUCAUGCACAUCAGCUUUUCAGACGCAAUUUUAACUAUCCAUCUACUAUCAUAUGUUACAAUAAAAUGAUAUUCAAUAAAUGUAAUAAUAUGAAACUAUUGUGUUCGAGUCAAAAACAUUUUAUGAAACUGUUGUAUUUGUAUUUAAUAUUGAAA
Cicer arietinum (chickpea) is the source of this 1712-nucleotide messenger RNA. RefSeq names its product fatty acyl-CoA reductase 8-like. NCBI's taxonomy places the organism in Eukaryota, Viridiplantae, Streptophyta, Magnoliopsida, Fabales, Fabaceae. Gene Ontology annotation, molecular function: alcohol-forming very long-chain fatty acyl-CoA reductase (NADP+) activity. Gene Ontology annotation, cellular component: intracellular membrane-bounded organelle. The record is from RefSeq and is a predicted model, not a curated record. Gene Ontology annotation, biological process: suberin biosynthetic process; long-chain fatty-acyl-CoA metabolic process.